Molecule: messenger RNA, 2180 nt
Organism: Durio zibethinus
Lineage: Eukaryota; Viridiplantae; Streptophyta; Magnoliopsida; Malvales; Malvaceae
Source: RefSeq, a predicted model, not a curated record
AAGAACACUGCGGAGUGCCGAGUCAGCGUCCUAAGGCAGGAAGAUGAACCGGUCUUGUCCCCGACAAUCCAUUUCCAUCAAUUUCGCCCCUUCUUUUUACUCCUUCUCCAUUCGCGUUUCCUCUCAUUGCCUUCGUUUCCUUUUUUUUUUUUUCUCCUCUUUUUGUUUCUUUCCUUUCUCUCCACGGGUUCCCCGAAUAUAUUCCAACAGAAAUGCCGGCAACCGAGUGCCAAAGCUCCUUCUUGGGGCGACUCAGCAUCAGGCGGAACCAAGUCAUCACCAUGGAUGGUAACCACGACCAAGAACUUGAAGACCUAGAGCUCUUCCAAAAGCACGUUUCUGAUCGCUUCUCCGAACUCUUGUCUCCUCCGGAUGACGUCCCUGUUGAUGCCCUUCUCUCAAUUUCCUGGCUACGCAAACUUCUCGAUAUAUUUCUUUGCUGUGAAGCCGAAUUCAAGGCUAUUCUCAUGAUGGGCGAUGACCCGUCUCAGAUCUCCAAACCUCCUGUGGAUCGCUUUAUUCUUGAAUUUCUAGACCGGGCCGUGAAGGCUUUAGACCUUUGUAAUGCGGUUACCAACGGGGUGGAAUCAAUUAGACAUUGCCAAAAGGUGGCGGAGAUUGCUGUUUUAGCUUUGGACCGAAAACCCGUUGGGGACGGACAAGCGAGGAGAGCUAAAAAAGCCUUGAAUUCGUUGAUGUCAGCAAUGAACCUUGACGCUAAAGAAGGCAGCAAUACUAAAACGACCGAGAGGAGCUGGUCGUUUGGUCGCCGAGGUAGUAAUAAAGAUCGACUCCCGGGACAUUUCAGGUUACUUUCUUGGCAGGUGGCCAAGAAUUGGUCAGCGGCGAAACAGAUUCAGGCCAUGGCUACUAAUCUUGUUGUGCCCCGUGGAGCUGAAGCUUCCGGUUUGGUCUGCCCGGUUUAUAUAAUGAGCGUGGUUAUGGUUUUUGUUAUGUGGGCAUUGGUGGCCGCGAUACCUUGUCAGGAGAGGACCGGGUUGGCUACUCAUUUUCCAGUUCCGAAGCAAUUGAGCUGGGCUCAUAGCAUGAUUGGGUUACAAGAGAAAAUUGGUGAUGAGUGGAAGAAGAAGGAGAAGAAAGGGAUGGCUGGGUUGUUAGAGGAGAUGCAGAAAAUGGAGAAACUCGGACAGAGUCUGAUAGAGUUUACGGAUUCUUUUCAGUUUCCUGGAGAGACAGAGAAAGUGGAGGAAGCGGCUGCACAUGUGGCGGAAUUAGCGGAGACUUGCCGGAGAAUGGAAGAAGGAUUGCUGCCUUUGCAGAUGCAGAUUAGGGAAGUGUUUCAUAGGAUUGUAAGAACCAGAACUGAGUUUCUUCAUGUGUUGGACCAGGGUGGGAAAUCAUCUGUGCUACUCGUGUAACUGUGUUGGUCAUUUUUUCUCGGUCUGGGUCCAGACAGGGCCUUGAAGUUUACUAAUUUUUAGUUCAUGGUUUGAUCUUCUUAGGUUCAGUUCUCUUCAUGGUUGUCUUGUCUAUUUUGGCCCAUGAAGAUGGGACAGAUGAACCUGCAAGCAAGAUAUGGUUUUCCUUUUUUAAUUUAACACAGGCUUCAGCCACUAAGGUUGUGGUGAAGCAGCAAGCAUAUCCUGUGUGAAAUAUACCCAUUUUUUUUAGCUUUGCCCCUUUGUUUAAUAUGUCAACUUUUAUUUGAUUUGAGUGCUGAAGCUUUUCUUUUCAGGGAAAUGUAAAUAAUCAAACUACUAUUUGAAGGGGGAACUAAGAGUUUCUCACUUUGCUGAAAGUAAAUCUAUGUUGGAUUAACAUUUUCUUGUUCUCUUCUUCACCAGAGUUUUUUUUUAUCUUUCUUGGCCAAUUUGGAAAUGUGAAAAUGCAUAUUUCUCUGAGUUUUGGUACCUUCUUUAAUUGUCCUUUACAUAGAAAAAUCUAGUCUGCCAAACAAUAAAACAAUGUAUCAGUUUUCUUAUUUGAAGGAGAAUGGGCCAAGGCAAUCAGUUGAUUGGAUGCUGUUAUACAUAAAUAUAAAAACCUGAUAUUCAUAUGAGUUUUAGUCGGGAACCAUUUAAACAGAAGAAAACAAAACCUCAGACAAGGUUACCUAUGGAGAAUAGCUACAGCUGUUUGUUUGACAAUUGUUGGAUUCUAACUUGCAAGGUACGGUAGGAUCUAUAGAAUCUGCGUUUGCUUUUAACUUAUGCAGCAUU